AUGGCAGACACGCAGACCAUAGCCAGCCGGACCAGUUACCUCACGAACGCAGUCGAGGCACUAUUUGGGCAUGCUGGCUCGAGGGAAAUGGCCUCUAAAUGUGUCAACGAGACUCUCAAAUCGGGUUGGAAGCUGGUGACACAUGACAGCUCGGGGCACUUAGCCUCAAACAAGCCCUACCGCUUCAUGGUCCUUCGCUACUUCCAGUGGGCCGAGCUGGUGUCUAUGGGGAUUUUUGAGCAGCAAGUGACGCCCUCCACAUUAGCAGAAAUGCAAGGUGCUGCCGGAAUUUGGCAUGUCGUCAUCCGCGAUUUCCGCUACAAGCCCGAAGGCCCGCCCAAUGUGGUCUCCACAUAUUUCAGCACCCAUUUAGACCUUGUGUAUGCGGCGGUACAGGAAAAGUUCGAUCUGCUACAGGAAGAAGACGACCCAAGGUUGAUCGAAGCUGCACUUCAGGAAGAGGACUUCAGACAACUGUUGGAGGACUACUUCAUGACCGGCGACACCUCAAAUGCGAGGUUUUACAAAACUCUCGCCACACUGAGUUGCUUGGGAAGCCUGACUUUGCUUCACUUCUGCUGUGAACACGGAUUGUGCAAGUGCGUCGAGUUCCUUCUUCAUGGGUAUUGCAGCCAGACGGCCGAACAUCCUUGGCUGCAGCUUGCUGAUCCCUUGUGGCAGGAGCGCACGUGGGGAAAUAAUGCAUUCUCCAUUGCCGCAUACAGAGGCGAUGAGAAGCUCCUGCAAAUCCUGUGGGCUUGGGCAGAAGAGCAUGACCGGGUUGGCCGCGUCGCGCAGUCGAGAACGAAGAGCGGUCAGAGUCUAAUAGAUAUCAUUGAGGAGCGACUGCAAAAACGUGGGUCCAAGGGAAAUCCGAGAGCAGCUUUCAAUGUAAUUGCUCCAGCUUUCAACAGAAGCAUGUUGGAUGCCGGCAUCCACAUCCAGAGCAGUACACCAGAGUUACCGAAGCUGGUAAUCGAUGCCAGCUUGGAACGGGACAGCAGAUCAGCCGCGACGCCGAGCAGUCGGCAAAUGAUCCCUCUCCAGGCUUGCGAAGGCUCCGAGUUGUCCCUGGCCUCCUUGGCACAAACACUUGAGGAAUGCUCCGGAAGAUUAGCAGGCAAGUCCCUUCUAAUCUUGAAUGCUUCUUUCAGGAGGGGCACAGAAGACGACAUGAACCGUUUGAUGAAAGCCGUCAGCUCCUGCCACCGCGUUGCCGUCAAGGGUUGCAGCUCAAGGGCGGAGACCUGCAUAGGCCUCGGGCGUGCUGUCGUAAAGAGGCUACAGGAAGAUCCACCUCCGGCAUGGAGGUCCAUCGAUCUUCUACCUCAGUGGAACGAAGCCCCAUCUAGGUCGUCACCUGUACUCACAGAGUUCGCAGACACCCUGGAAGCACUCCUUCACGCGGGCCUGAACUCGCGGAACUUGGACUUCCAGUUUGAGCUACCUGCACGGGCUGGACGUUACCUGCCAGAGGACAGGUAUGCCCUGAAGGGACUGGCCAAGCUCGCUUUCACGCCGAAGAGGCUGGCUUACAGCUUGCUCGAGAACCAAAGCCGUAACAAGCAGCUCGAAAGCAACCUGCUGGCCAACUUCAAGGCAUUCAACCCACUCCUGUGUGCUCCAGCUUACCUAGAGCGAGUGCUGCUCCCCAAGGAAAUCCUCCUGAAAGUCUCUGCAGUUGAGCCAGCCUUGAACGCAUCAUGGGUGGACUUCGUCGAGCGCAUCGUGCAGAUCUGGGUGGGGCAGGCUGCAGCGCUACCAGAGUGGGCAAUGACUUUGCAGUUUCCUAGUGCCAGAAAGCAGCGGGUCCUGGGCCAGAUAGUACAAAUGGUGGAUGGAGCCGUUCUUCACUUUGCCAAGAUGCGGCCCCGAAAGACUCGCCCCGGCCUGUCUGCCAUGAUCCCUGCUCUCCACCGGGCUCUGGAGGAAUGUCCAGGAUGGCCGAACAUGCUGCCCAAGACGGCGAACUAUCUGCAAUCUGUCGGAUGCAGCGCAGCAAACGCGCAACAUCCGGUCCCUCGGACAUCUAUGGCUGAAGAUAGUAUUCCGCAAGUGAGUUCUGAGAUUGGCCGACAGUCCGCCUCUGACGAGCAUGCAGCGGUGGCAACUCCGACAGCCCCAGCUGGAUCAGAACCUCUCGAGCCUCCUCCCCAGGUUCCUGCUGGUGCAAGGCCGGAUGCCUUCGAGACAUCGGCUCCAAGUUCAGAUUGGGUGCUGCUGACUUUCAAAGGCAGUACCAACGUGAUCCGCUCGACCCUGUUGCGCGAUCCGACGGAGGAGCAGGACCUCCUGAUGCUUCGGCAGGCGGUCCAGGAAGCAGAGGCCGUUGAGGACCUGAGCUGGACCAGAGGAGCUGUAUUACUUCUUCCAGUCACGGAAAUCGAGAUCGCGAAGAAGAUCCUGGAUCAAAGUGAUGGGCCUUUGCAUCGGCGCAACCAGGUGCUCACGCAGAUCGCGUUUGAGGGGCUGGUGGUACGGGUCUUGACGCAGCUUCCCUGCAGGAAGCGGCCGAAGCUGGCAGAUCGUUCCCGGACCACGGCUUCCUGCGGGGCUUCCUGCGACGAGGCACCAGAGAGAGAGUUCGCCACUUCCGCCAACUGCACCUCGCUGCCGGAACUGCCGCCGGUGGAGCUGCAGGAGCGACUUGUCGUGAAGCGAACCUUCCUUGACAUCCAGGGCGACACGGCAAGCGAGAACAGUCUGGUGACCCAGACAACAGGUGCGCUUUUGCUGAUAAAUCCCCGGCGCAAGCUGGGUCGUGAAAUUUAUUGA
Molecule: messenger RNA, 2775 nt
Organism: Symbiodinium sp. CCMP2592
Lineage: Eukaryota; Dinophyceae; Suessiales; Symbiodiniaceae
Source: the annotation of a GenBank genome assembly